Molecule: messenger RNA, 945 nt
Organism: Nicotiana tabacum (common tobacco)
Lineage: Eukaryota; Viridiplantae; Streptophyta; Magnoliopsida; Solanales; Solanaceae
Product: 22.0 kDa class IV heat shock protein
Source: RefSeq, a predicted model, not a curated record
CCGUUAGCUGUUCCCAGUCAAACAAACUAGCUAGCCAGUGGAUAUUAAUAUCAUCUACCACAUCACAGAACCAAACACAAAAAGAGAAAGAAAACGAAGAAGAUCGUCAAAGCUUGCAAGGAUGAGGCUCAGCAAAAAUAAUAUUCCAUUUUUUAUCUUUUCAGUUGGCUGCAUAUUGCAAGUGGCAUUAGUUUCAGAAGGAUCAAUUCUACCAUUAUUCUUGGACCAAAUGGCCAAUACUCCCAGUAGUCUACUAAGUGAAACAUUUCUUGAUCCAUUCAGAAUGUUGGAACAGAUACCCUUAGGACUAGAAACCAGAGACGAGACUCUGUCCGUUGCAAAAGUAGACUGGAAAGAAACGCAUGAGGGACACGUGGUAACAGUAGACGUUCCAGGUUUAAAGAAAGAAGAGAUAAAGAUAGAGGUGGAGGAAAAUAGGGUGUUGAGGGUGAGUGGAGAGAGGAAGAAAGAAGAAGAGAAGAAAGAUGAUCAUUGGCACUGUGUUGAAAGGAGCUACGGGAAGUUUUGGAGGCAGUUCCGUCUGCCCGAAAAUGCUGAUAUUGAUACUCUCAAAGCUAAGCUUGAGAAUGGGGUGCUAACUAUUUCUUUUGCUAAGUUGUCUCCUGACAAAAUUAAGGGUCCUAAAGUUGUCGCCAUUGAGACCAAAGAAGAAGGAAAAAACUCUUCUCCUUCCGUUAAAGAGGAGCUCUAAUGGCUUUGAUAGCUUGAAUUAGUUUCACAUCAUUCGAAUUCUGCGUGAAUACAGGAUACUUUAUGCGUCAAACUGUAUUUCUUGUAAUCCUAAUAAAUCAUGGGGUGUGAUUUAUAAUUAAUAUACUUGGUCUUUUGUACCUAGAAAGUAGUGAAAAGUGAUGAAAAUAAUGUAAAUGUAGUCAUAAUUGGGAAGUAGUAUCAUAUAUAUUUGAUCUGUUUCUUUUUCGUUCU